This is a messenger RNA of Penicillium odoratum, 366 nucleotides long. RefSeq names its product putative prefoldin subunit 1. Lineage: Eukaryota; Fungi; Ascomycota; Eurotiomycetes; Eurotiales; Aspergillaceae. The record is from RefSeq and is a predicted model, not a curated record. Gene Ontology annotation, cellular component: cytoplasm; prefoldin complex. Gene Ontology annotation, biological process: protein folding. The coding region runs from base 1 to 366 and encodes 121 amino acids. The transcript has 3 exons. Gene Ontology annotation, molecular function: protein folding chaperone.
AUGUCGAUCCCUCCCGAAGCCCUGCAGAAGCUCCUGCAAGAGAUCGAGACACGUGCCAUGGCCUCACAGCAGCAGAUCGGUAUCACCAAGGCCCAGCUCACUGCCAAGCAGCGUGAUAUCCGCAUGCAGCAAUUGACAACCAAGGAAUUGUCGGAGUUGCCAUCCGAGACCCGGGUGUACGAAGGUGUAGGAAAGAUGUUCGUUAAUGUUCCAAUCAAUACUAUCAACAAGCGACUUGCGCGCGAGAGCUCCGAGUCUACGGCGGAGAUCUCUAACCUGGAGAAGAAGCUGCAAUAUCACGAGACAACAUUCAAGAACAGCCGGGAGAACUUUGAGCAGAUUCUGAAGUCUGGAGGACGGGCGUGA